Molecule: messenger RNA, 1831 nt
Organism: Nomascus leucogenys (northern white-cheeked gibbon)
Lineage: Eukaryota; Metazoa; Chordata; Mammalia; Primates; Hylobatidae
Gene: FAM228A
Product: family with sequence similarity 228 member A
Exons: 6
Coding region: 137-757 (206 amino acids)
Source: RefSeq, a predicted model, not a curated record
AUGCGCCCCGACGCGCGGGUCCGCGGGCUCCUUUCUCCGUCGCCGCUCCAGGACGCGGCCGCGGGGGAGCCCCACCGGGACAGAGCGGCGGGGCCUGCGACUUCCCCUGGAGCUGGCCUGAGGGAUUCUCCUGUCCAUGGCUGCCACCAAAACUUCGAGUUAUGAUGAACAUUUCAGGCCAGAAAAGUUAAGAGAAUGGCCGGAGCCCGAGUCCGUUUCUUUAAUGGAGGUAUUAGCUAGAGAAGACAUUGAUGAAGCAGUACGUGCAAUAUUAUUUAGAGAAAAUUCUGUUGUGAAGGUUACAGUCCCACCAUUUGUUGAUCCUCUGUUUCAAAGACAGCAAGAGGUGGAUGAAGAGAAGAGAACUGGUCUUCAAUGUGAGACAGGAAAACGACAUUCCAUAAAGGAACUUAAAGAAAUAGAGAAGGCCAGGCUGCAUGCCAGCUCGCCCUACUUCACUUUCACUUCACACCGUGUGAUUCCAAAAGAGUGGCAUAAAGCCUCUGCAAGAGCCAGGAGUAAAACUUACAAACACAGUCCUGAAAAGUUCAUCUGUGCAGACAAGAAACAGAAAAUAAAAGAGAAAAAGACGACCGACCUAAGUCAGGCUGCAUUUGAAAGGCAGUUCCUUUCCUCAAAGCUCAGCCGGAAGAACAAGGUGGGUGAAAGGAAGGGUCUGGUGAGCAGAGGCAUGGGGCAGGGCUGGCAUGCAGAGCUUUGCAGCCCCCGUGAGCAGCACAUACUGGUCCCAGAAUAAGCCACCGCCACAGCCCUCCCUGUCAGACAGGCACCCAAGGGCGGAGGAGGCAUGGCCCAAGAAGAAAGGAGUGAAGAGGAGGGAGAAAUGGCGGGUGGCCUCAGACUCAGCACUGCAUCUCUGACAGGGCCCCUCGGGCAGGGAAGCCUUGCAUGAAGAAACUCAGACAAGUGGUAAAUGUGGGACCUGGACCCCACUUUCCAGAGACAGAUCCUGUCCUUCCGAGGUGAGGGCCAACCUGGCCACAGGGGCUUUUCCCCCUGAGAUUUCUUCAGCGCCUUUGCCUGGGCCUUUGCCCUUCUGCCACUUUCCUGCCAUUUUCCACUUACUCCAUCCAAACUGCACCAAAAAUGGUGUUCUCCUUAGUCCACACACAACAGGUGGGAAGUUUUUGAAAUGAAAUUUAUACCAAAAAAUUAGGGCAAGAUGAGAUUUUUUGAUAUUUAAAAGGUAUUUUUAUAUGUAGGAAUUUUCUGAGUACAGAUUUCUUAUCUGGAGCUCAUGGUUCAUUUGACACAGUUUUCAGCUCCUGGUCUAUUUCCCCUUUCAUUCUCUCUGCCACGCCUUGUACCCACGCCUUGUACCCUGAGGCACAGGACCCUCCCAGGGAAGGCCUAGGGGGCUUGGUGGGCCACCGCUCAGCUCAGGACCUGACAGCAUCACUCCCGCCCCUCACCACCACACACACAGGAUGGGGGACUGCUGCUGCUUUCCAGCCUGUGAGCCUGGAUAGGUAUUUUGCGACCCAGCUCCUGCUCAGUCCCAUCGCUGUCCCCGGUCUCUCCAGGGAGUAAGGGAUUCUCCGUCUGCAGUAAGUUACCUGUGACUCUUCAGCAGUUUCCUCUGAGCAUAAUUAUAUCUGAGAGCACAGGGAGCUCCUCAUUCUGUAUAUUUUUCAAAUGUUCAAGAUGUACAACGUGAUGAUUUGCUAUAGGUAUUCAUUGUGAAAUGUUUGCCACAGUCAAGCUUGUUGACAUACCUACCAGCUCACAUUUACUGUUUUCGUGUGUGUAGUGAGAAUACACACAAUCUACUAUCUGAGCAAAUUGCAAGUAUAUGUUAUUAGUAACUGUA